Molecule: messenger RNA, 1855 nt
Organism: Cuscuta campestris
Lineage: Eukaryota; Viridiplantae; Streptophyta; Magnoliopsida; Solanales; Convolvulaceae
Source: the annotation of a GenBank genome assembly
AUGUGAAUUUGUUAGACCAUUAAGGAUAAGAAUUUUAGGGAUUUUUUUAUGUUUCGGCCCAGGCCGAUGAAUCCUCAAGACUGGACCUGCUCCGAAGAGCCGACUGCCGAAGAAAGGAUGCCGCCUCCACCGCCGGACGCCGACCUCCACGGCUCCACCCUCCAGCUGAAUGAAACAAUUGAUAAAGUUCGGCACGAGCAAUUCAAGAAAGAAAGAGGCUACUGGAAACAAGUCAUUUUCAGAAUCAUAGCAUUAGUGAAGUUUUUGGCUAAACAUAAUUUAGCAUUCCAUGGCUCAAAAGAAAGAUUGUAUCAAAAAGCCCAAAAGAUUAAGGAGGAAAUCAUCAAGAAGAUAAAGGAAGCCAAGUACUACUCAAUCAUACUUGAUUGUACACCUGAUACAAGUCACCAAGAGCAGAUGAGUAUGAUAGUGAGGUAUUUAAACUUCUCAGGUAAUUCUAUUAUUGUGGAAGAGUCCUUUUUGGGCUUCUUGAAUGUUAAUGAUACCACCGGAAAAGGACUAUUUGAUGUCACAAUUGAGGAGUUGAAGUCUCUUGGUCUUGAAAUUGAUGAUAUUCGUGGUCAAGGUUAUGAUAAUGGGGCAAAUAUGAAAGGAAAACAACAAAGAGUUCAAAAGAGAUUUUUGGAUGUCAACCCUAGAGCAUUUUACAUUCCUUGUGGUUGUCAUUCUCUUAAUCUUACAUUAUCCACUGUGAAUUUGAGUAGGCCUAAUGUGGCCAGAGUCUGUGUGGAGGUUAACCUUUCAAAGGAACUUCCCAAGGCUAUUUGGAUACACUUAGGUAGCUCAUCCUACCUUCAACCCCUUCUUUUUGAAAAUCUGCCAUCCUAUUGUAACUCCUGCCAUCAAUUGGGUCACAAGUCCUGCAAAUCAGGCACCAGAAACUCUCGCUGGGUUAGGAAAACCAAGCCAAGAGGCAAGGCUGUGGCCCCUGGCCAACCGGACAUAGGGCCAUGCCCUACAAUGAGCAAGAAUGGUCCUCCACCACGUUUGGACAGUACUGCUUUGGCCCCUACAACUGAUGCCAACUUGACUUUAAAUGGCCCUCCCCUUACAGGUUUGGACAGUACUCCUUUGUCCCUCCCAACAGAUGCUAAUUUGGAUGCCUCCUACUUGGAAUGUGCUCAACACCAAGAUACCAAAGACAGGCCAUUACUGAUUGGUCCUUGUGAGCUUGCAUUCACGAAAGAAGGACCCUCCUACCCCGUUGAACAGGAUUUGUCACCCCAGAUCCUCCCCCAAUCUCAAAAUGAUGGUUAUGACCCAAAUCAUACCGAUGAAAAUAUGAGAGCACACGAGACUCACCGUGAGUCCUCGGAUGGCACUCCAUCAGACACUAUGGUCCCUCCCAUUGGAAAUGAUGAUGCUUUAUCUGAUCCAUCUACCCACACCAAAGUUCAUGCUGGAAAAGAUGACGAGGCCGGUAAGGAUGCUCUCUCCGAGGCAGAACCAGUUUCACCCCACACCCAGGAGGAGGAUACUAACAUUUCUUUUGAGCCUAGGUCUUUUUGCAGAUAUAUCAAGGUCAUUGAAGAACGAAGCAUGUUGGCCAUGUGUGCAGCAAUUGUCCCGUGGCGGAGGCUAUGUGGGCCAAGUCACAAUCGAAUGUCGUGGGCGCUUGUGUGUUGAAUGCACUAUAAGGCUAGGGUAUGCGCCUCUUCUACCACCAAUUGGUUUUAGAAGAGUUGGUAGCGCUUAAGGUCCUACAAAGCAGCCCUCGUUACAAGAAUUCCAAAAAUUGAGCUUCACGGAGCAAAUUGCAGAACUGAAACGAGGUCACCAACAACUCAACUUCAUGCAACCAAAAACUCCAUUUCAAUCAAUACAAGGUAUAGGU